AAAAACUUGAUGCAGUGCACAUAGUGCACAGUUCGGUUUCUGCUUGUUUUGCAUAGGUUAAGCGAUAUCUGUUUCUGGCCAUGUUCUAAAGUCUUUAUUCAAUUUUACUUGGAUUAAGUUUCUCCAUAGCAAAGAAAAUGAGCAGACCUGUGCCUACGCGUCCUCUACUCCGCUACGCAGAGCUGUCAAAAUUAGUUUCUCGUCUCAACAUACCUGUUCAUUGGCAUGUGAAACGAAUGAGAAACCCACAAGGGCCAGAGGGUCGCUUGAUAAAAUUAAGACAAACUGUCACAGCUCUUUUUAAGUACGAAAGGAUAGAAUUAAACUAUGCUCGGGCUGAUGAAGCCAGGGGUUACGCCGAACGGCUUAUUUCUGAGGCCAUCCGACAUGGCCCACAAUGUGAGGAAACUAUGGAGAUGGCAGAUUGGUGGCUUGAAGAGAAGCAACUUGUGCAUAAGCUAUUCAAAGUACUCGUGCCACGUUAUCAAAGCUAUCCCACAUCAUUCACUACCAUGUACAGGGCACCUUGUUGGUAUUUUUCUGAUGGAUAUCACCCUCAAUUGACUGAAGUAGAAAAAAAUCGAGAGGUGAAUGAAACAAUAUCGAUGCAUGGUGUUGUGCUUUUACAGAAAGCUGUAUUGGAGCUCAAAGGACAUCCCUAUCCUCCAAUGUUCCGUACACAUCAUUCUAACCCUCGCUUUAUUCAAAACGUUCUACUUUCUUCCGCCAAAGACUACUUGAAAUCAACACGAUCACAAUCUGCCAAAAGUAAUGACACUCCCGAUGUUUAACAAAAAGUAAAUAAGUAGAAGUUUCCCUUCGGAUAUGUAAAAUCAAAUUUAAAGAUGCUGGCCUUACAGAAAUCUAAUAUAUUGUAUCAUGAGUGAUGUGCAGCACAAUGCAUUUACACAUCUCGUUGAAUGUUUCUUUGUGUUUGUCUAUCAAGUGUUCUAAAAUAAAUGAAGUUCUUUUGUUGGAA
Molecule: messenger RNA, 979 nt
Organism: Thrips palmi
Lineage: Eukaryota; Metazoa; Arthropoda; Insecta; Thysanoptera; Thripidae
Gene: mRpL17
Product: 39S ribosomal protein L17, mitochondrial
Exons: 3
Coding region: 138-791 (217 amino acids)
Biological process (GO): translation
Cellular component (GO): mitochondrial large ribosomal subunit; ribosome
Molecular function (GO): structural constituent of ribosome
Source: RefSeq, a predicted model, not a curated record